AUAUAAAUUUAGCUUAAAAUCUUGCUAAAAGACUUUAAUGAUGAAAUUUGGCUAUUCAGAUUGACCAGCAGGGCUUCCAUGUGUGUCUUUGUUACCAAAUUGUUAUGAAAUCCAUGCAGUUUUCUCACACUUUUUUUUUUACAGCUGUACAGGAUGCAAAUUAUUACCUCUAAAGGAGGAAUAUGGUUAAAAACUUGCAAAAUGCUAAGACAAUGGUCACAAAACUUUACCGUAAUUAAAUUAAGAGCUGAAAGAAAAUGGCACACAAAUAGAAAAAGAUAGCUUGAUUUGAUUUGACUUGGGGGGAAUGUUUUAUGAACUUUAACUCCAGACACAUCAAUAAGUCAAUGGUCAAAUCUUGCGAGCUACUUGCGCCAUAAAGUUCAAGAGCGCCAUGCGUCAGUCGCAUAUAAAAAACACAAGAAAACUGGCAGAGCGGCAGUUUUUCUCCUUUUUGUGGAUGCGUAAAGCAGGAACACAAAUCUGGCUGUUAGCGCUUCAACCUGCAGCUGAAGCUUCAGAGACUCCCGUCCUGUAGGACCCAUCGGUGGCACCGGGCUGACUGUGAGUCGCUUUAAGACCAUCGGUACCGUCACAUCCCCUCGGACUCUGGAUCAGCUUCUUAUUGGUGACCGCGCGCCGCUAGGGGACUCAUUUUACUCACGGACACUAGCAGGCGCACAACGCGACCGUGGAGAUACUUGAUCCUCCUGUUGCGCCAUGGAGAACUCCAGCGCGCAGGCAGCUGCCAUCACGGACUUUAUCUUGCACACUUUGAAGCAAACCGUGGAUUCACAGCGCGUUUCGGAGGGAUAUUUUUUCCUGGAAGGCGGCGCACUCAGGACUGACGCUGGGGUUGGAUUUAUGACCGCUCCCCAGACCGAACCUCCUCACCUGGUGCCUGCUUUCUGGGACUCCCCGCUCAGCCACGGUAUCAAUGUGUUCGUCGGAUUGGUCCUCUGCUUCACCAUGCUGGGCCUGGGCUGCACCGUGGAGGUGAGCCAGCUCGGGGAACAUAUUCGCAGACCCAUCGGGGUAUUGCUGGCUCUGGUGUGUCAGUUUGUCAUCAUGCCCCUGGUGGCUUUUCUUCUGGCUUUAGCCUUCUCUCUGGAUGAUGUGGCAGCGAUGGCGGUCCUCCUGUGUGGCUGCUGUCCUGGUGGGAACUUGUCAAACAUCAUGUCUCUGCUGGUCCACGGAGAGAUGAACCUCAGCAUCAUCAUGACCAUAUCCUCCACCCUGCUGGCGCUGGUCCUGAUGCCCCUCUGUCUCUGGAUCUACAGUCGGGCCUGGAUCAACACGCCCGUGGUCAACCUGCUGCCCUUCGGGGCCAUCAUCCUGACCCUGUGCAGCACCCUCAUCCCCAUUGGUUUGGGUGUUAUGCUGAGAUACCGCCACACACGUGUGGCCGACAUUGUUUUAAAGGCUUCCCUUUGGUCUCUGCUGGUCACCCUGGUGAUGCUGUUCGUCCUGACAGGCGUGAUGCUGGGGCCGGAGCUGCUCUCCACCAUCCCUCCCUCCGUGUACGUGGUGGCCGUCCUGAUGCCUCUGUGCGGGUACGCCGCGGGCUACGGCCUGGCCGUGCUGUUCGACCUGCCCCCCAACAGCCGCAGGUCUGUCUCCCUGGAGACGGGGUGUCAGAACGUGCAGCUGUGCACCGCCAUCCUGAAGCUGGCCUUCCCUCCUCAGCUGAUGGGCGGGAUGUACAUGUUCCCUCUGCUGUACGCGCUCUUCCAGGCAGCCGAGGCCGGCAUCUUCAUCCUGGCCUACAAGCUGUACAGGAAGGAGGUUCUGCUUAAAUCGGACCCCACGAUGGACGGCGGCGAAUCAGACAUAACGUAUCAAAGGUUCCGUGACGAGGACUUUGAGCCGUCUUACGGUGCUGUGACAGUGAGCGACCCGAACACAAUCAUGCUAGAGCCCUGCCCCCCUGAUCCCACUCCUGUUUAAUAUUUUAGGAAUCAAUAUUUCUUUGCUGCUGAUCUUAGGAGAUGAGACCAGAACAUUUUGAUUGCUGUCGUUCAUUAAAAGAAAAAAAAAAAACACAAACAGGGAGAUGAAAGUGAAAGAUUGAUGUGGGGUGCUUUAUGUCAUGAGCUUAAUUCAUUCAAAUUAAUCACUGUUGCCUUUUAAAAUGAAAUAACACUGCUGUUCCCUGUGGAGUAAAAAAAAAAAAUCAUUUACAAAGAUUUAUGACCAUGUGUAAGUGAUGGUUUAAACAUAUCAAAACGUGCAACCAAGCCUGUGCCAAGCUGUAUCUGUACAUUACUGUAUAGAGCAAUUAAAGAUCUAUAUGUAGUCUA
Messenger RNA from Xiphophorus hellerii (green swordtail), 2300 nucleotides. It is a transcript of the gene slc10a4, whose product is annotated as solute carrier family 10 member 4. Bases 721 to 1947 code for a protein of 408 amino acids. The transcript has 3 exons. NCBI's taxonomy places the organism in Eukaryota, Metazoa, Chordata, Actinopteri, Cyprinodontiformes, Poeciliidae. Gene Ontology annotation, cellular component: membrane. The record is from RefSeq and is a predicted model, not a curated record. Gene Ontology annotation, molecular function: bile acid:sodium symporter activity. Gene Ontology annotation, biological process: bile acid and bile salt transport.